GAAAAAUAAACAAAAUGGGAAGCUUGAAUUGUAUUUGACAAUCAACAUGUUUAGCCAUAUGAGAUCUAUGUCAGCUCCAGAACUCUACGUACGCUCCACGGAUGUGAAAACCACCACGAAUCCAACUGGGAAUGACACCAACUAUUCGUUUAGCUCUGGAGUUGGUUCAAGCACUGAUCUUCGCAACCAGGACAGACUACAGCCAGAGCAAUCUCAGGAAAAUGCCAAAUGUAAGUUUUUGAUACAUCGACCAUCUCGGAUUGCCUUUCUGUCGUAUGUCUACGUGCUGCUCGGGUGUCAAGUGUUUCUAUCGACGCUACAAUUCUUGUGCUCCACUUAUCGCUGGCGUCCUCUGCUCAAUGGAGCCGAGAGGAGUCUCUAUGUGCUGUUGUUGCUGUUGACCUGGUUGAAUUUGUCACUGGCAUUUUUUGGAUUUCGACGGUUGCAGUUUAGUUAUCCCUUUAACUGGAUCAUCUUUGUGUGCAUGUUCGAGAGUCUCACUUUAUUAAUGGUGUGCCUCUGCAUACGUGAAUUGGAUCUCGCCUGGUACUACAUACUUAUUGCAGUGACUGUACUUUUACUCUACACACCAUUAGGUCUCUGGAUUCCCCCCAAGUUGACGGCCAACAUUUGGAUAUUAAUACUUUUAGCUGUGUCUGUGCUGAUUACCACAAUGUUGUCCCUGGCAAGUGGACUCUCCAUGCACAUCUAUGUGCCCCUGACUGCCUGUAUUAUCUUCUUUGGUCCUUGGACUACCUACAAUGCCUUUAGAUUGCACACGUUGGCACAGGACAGAUACUCCAGAUAUAGAUACUUGGAGUUGGCGGCUAAAAUGUAUAUAACUUAUGGCUGCACUGUCGGUGGUCUGGUGUUGGUCAGUCGGAUUGCCAAUGAAUCCAUUGAGUCCGAGAAUUGCAAAAGUCUUGUGUUUUGCCAUAAGAAAUCCUUGAGCAUCACAUAUGCACCGUCAUCCAAUUGAAUAUGUGUCGAAUCGAUACAUGUUUCCCCACAAACGAAACACAACAACAACAACAACCAAUAGCACAUGGUUACAAUGAAGGCAUAGACUGUUGCACAGGUGUAGAGCACCCAAUAGAGAUGAUGCAAUCGACUCUUCUUCGCCUGCCUCACAAUCUCAAAGUCCUCGCGCUCCACCAUCAUCCCUUGGGUAACAAUCCAUGCGGCCAGCCAGGCCUGCACUGUACAAAAGAGUAGGCCCCAGUGGGUCAAGUAUAUCCACCACUUGGCAUAGUGGUGCUCAUGAUGAUCCUCAGUCCGGCCAAUGUCCAGCAGCGAGCAUACCAAUGCCGCCAGGCACGUUAUGGCCGUUAUCCAGCGAUAGAACAGAUACACAAUUCGCACCUGAGUAUUGCGUUGCCACUGAAAUUGGUUAAAAAUGUUUACAAUAAUUCCAAGCAAUGGGAUUUCCAAAAACAAUUUAUGGUUAUGCUUAUAUAUCUUUUAUAUCUAUAAAUUAAAUUAAUUGUCGAUUUUUUCAUUUA
This is a messenger RNA of Drosophila innubila, 1502 nucleotides long. RefSeq lists its product as uncharacterized. Lineage: Eukaryota; Metazoa; Arthropoda; Insecta; Diptera; Drosophilidae. The record is from RefSeq and is a predicted model, not a curated record. The coding region runs from base 47 to 979 and encodes 310 amino acids. The transcript has 2 exons.